Capsella rubella is the source of this 1760-nucleotide messenger RNA. RefSeq lists its product as uncharacterized. Gene Ontology annotation, molecular function: ubiquitin protein ligase activity. The record is from RefSeq and is a predicted model, not a curated record. Bases 145 to 1620 code for a protein of 491 amino acids. Gene Ontology annotation, biological process: protein ubiquitination. NCBI's taxonomy places the organism in Eukaryota, Viridiplantae, Streptophyta, Magnoliopsida, Brassicales, Brassicaceae. The transcript has 2 exons. Gene Ontology annotation, cellular component: cytoplasm.
CGCCAUAAAAUCCCAACGCCCAGUUUCUGCCAUUUUCUUGCAUCGAAACCAUCCUUGUUUGCUUGGAGGGAUGAAGACUCCUUCCUAGGCUUUUGUAGGAUCUGGCGUUUUUCUUAGACCUCAAAGUUGCCACCUUUGGAUCUGAUGGAAUCACAACCUCAGAGACCUUCUGAGGGUCAUCCCAUGGAUACCAAUCCAAUCCCAUCUUCGGCGUGUAAUCUGUGCGGAAGAGUCGUUCAAUCUGCUUCCGAUGAUCUUGAAAUCUUUAGCUUAUGUGUAGACUGUAAGUUUUUGUUGCUUGAAGAUUUCGGCACCCCCGCCCCUCCCUUGGCCCGGAGGCAGACUGCUCGAAGGAGGAGGAGGAGGAUGAGGAGAAGGAUAAGUAGGCACGCGAGCUCUGAGUCUGUCGGUGAUCUUUCCACCCAACAGUUCACACACUUGAUAAGCAUGGCAAGACAAAGCCUUUCAACGGUUCAUGGUAGUGAUGACCAGCGAACUAGCUCCCAUACCACUCCUAGUGGUUCGACAAGAUGGAGACUUUUCUCAGAAUCUGAAAGUGAAGAUUUUGACAACUUUGGUGAAACCGAAUCAAACGCUAGUUUUAACCUCUACAGAUUUUCCCAUGGUGAUAAUGAUGUCAUUUCUUUUAGUGCUUACGGUGGAGAGUCCGAUGCUUCCACGGACAGGCAUGGUUUCCUUGAUACAGAAAUCUUUGUUCAAGCAGACGACAUGAACGAUAUUGACUUUGAAACUGAUAUAGACCCGAUGCAUGCUGGUCUGAACCAAUGGAACUCAGACGAAGAAGACAGGGAUUGGGAUGAAGGAGCGGGUCCAUCUGGGGUUGCAGGAACACGGUAUAGAAAUUAUUUGGCAAGUCCAAGUGAGAGCUACAGCUCUAUGACUUGGUUUGAUUCACCUGACUUAGAAAGAGGGUUUCGUCAAAGAAUUAUUGAGAGGAGGCAGGCGUUAUCUCGCAACAUUUUUACUGGUUUGGAGGAUAUGGAGUUCUCUCCCUAUGCUGCAAAUGUUGGGGAUUAUCUUGAUGAGAGAGGCUUUGAGGAACUGCUUGAGCAACUUGCCGAGGCUGAUAAUUCAAGAAGAAUUGCACCACCUGCAUCUGUGACUUGCAUCAGGAAUCUUCCAAGGGUUAUCACUGGAGAGGAUGAUGUAAAGAAGGGCCUAGUCUGUGCUAUCUGCAAGGAGCUUUUCUUCGUCGGCAAUGAAACCACACAGCUUCCUUGUCUACAUCUAUAUCAUGCUCAUUGUAUCGUACCGUGGCUGAGUUCCCAUAACUCCUGCCCACUCUGCCGUUACGAGCUCCCAACAGAUGAUAAAGAUUACGAGGAGGGAAAGCAGAAUGUGUUGGAUGUGAGCGCGGAUAGCUCCUCCUUUGAUGAUGGCACAGAAGCGGGCGAAGAGGAAUAUGUUGAGAGAGGUGAGAGUGAGCCUCGGGUAAGCAGAGUCAGCACAGGAAGAUGGCUGUUUCUGGCUGCUGCACCAGUUGUGGGUCUGGUGGGGGUUGUGUUGGUAAUGUGGCUAAGCAACCCUCAGAGAAGGGAUAUAGCAGUCUCCCAUAGCCAAAGGGGGAGCAGAACCAGAAGAUGGCUGCCGUUUUUCUGAAUGAUUCCCAUUCCUGUUGUACCUCCAGAAUCUGUAUUUUAUUUACAGACGUAAAAGAAGAUUGUAGUUUUAUUUGCUGUUUAUUGACUUGUACUGUUUCCACAUGUUAGUUUAAUUGAAGUUUAACCAAAGUUGUGCUG